Molecule: messenger RNA, 2192 nt
Organism: Paramecium sonneborni
Lineage: Eukaryota; Ciliophora; Oligohymenophorea; Peniculida; Parameciidae
Source: the annotation of a GenBank genome assembly
GUUAAUUAAAUCUGAUGAUUUCAUUAGAAUAGGUCCGUUAAUAAUCAAAAAUAGAUAAAAUGUAAGUAGCAGGAUUGAUCUAUGGAUCAUAAGAAAGAGCAAAGUAAAAACAUAUAUAUAUAUAUUAAAUAGAGAAAUACAGUAAUUUUUCUUAGAUUGUGAAAAGGUACCAGAAGUUCAAACAAAUGCUGAUUUUUAUAAUUGGAGUAGAAAGAAAUAAUUCUUAUCUAAAGAUAAAUAAGGUUUUAGUUUCAUGAAAAUGAUAAAUAAUAAAGUAAGAAGAUUAGAUUAAAAAAUAAUCUAGGUUGAUGAUAUGGAAUAAUAUACAGGACCUAUGAUAUAUAGUGCAACAACAAAUCAUUAUGGUGUAUAUUUGGGAAUGGUUGUACCAGCAGUAAAAAUUUUAGGGACUGAUGAACAAAUAAAGGCGUAUAAGUUAAAUAUGAAAAUUAGAUGGUUAGAUGAUUUAAUAAAUAUUCGUAAAGCAGCUUGUUAUGCAUAAACAGAAUUAGGUCAUGGAUCAGAUAUUUAGAGUUUAUAAACAACUGCUACUUAUGAUAAGUAAAGAGAAGAAUUUAUUAUAAAUACUCCAACUAUAUAAGCAGCAAAAUGUAUAGUAUAUUAAUUAGAAUUUUUAGUUUGGCCAGGAGAUUUAGGUAUUUUAGCAAAUUGGGCUUUAGUUUUUGCUUAAUUAAUAGUGGAUGAUAAAAAUUAUGGUGUAUAAUCUUUUAUGGUUUAAAUAAGAGAUGUUGAAACACAUAAACCAUUGAAUGGAAUUGAAGUUGGAGAUAUUGGACCAAAAAUAGGAUAUUAAGUUAAAGAUAAUGGAUUCUUAAAAUUUAAUAAUGUUAGAAUACCUAAAUUUAAUAUGUUAGCUAAAUAUAUAUCUAUAACUCCAUAAGGAAAUGUAAUUAAAUAAGGAGAUCCAAAAAUAUCAUAUGCAUCAAUGAUGAUGAUGAGAAAAUUAUUAAAUACUGUUUAUCCAAAAGCUGCUGCUAUUUCAUUAACUAUUGCUUUAAGAUAUUCAUAUACAAGAUAAUAAUUUACAAAUGAUUCAAAAAUUGAAAAUUCUAUUAUUGAAUAUUAAACAUAAUAACAUAAAUUAUUACCUUUAUUAGCUAAUUUAUUUGCUGUAGUUCUUUCAGGGAAUAUGACAUCUAAAUUUGUUGAUUUUAAUUUUAAUGAAGUUUAAAAUGGAAAUUUUUAACAUAUGAAUGCAUGUCAUUCAUUACUUUGUGGAACAAAAGCUAAUUAUACUCAUUUUGUUGUAAAUUGUGCUGAAUGGUGUAGAUUAUCAUGUGGAGGACAUGGUUAUGCACAUUAUUCAGGAUUACCUAGUAUAUAUUAAGAACAUUGUCCUAAUGUAACAUUAGAAGGAGAAAAUUAAAUUAUGUUUUUAUAAUUAGCUAGAUAUUUAUUAAAAUUAUUGAAAACUUCAUAAAAGAAUCCAUAAAAAAUACCAGAAUAAUUUUCAUUAUUUAAAAAAGUAUCAUUUAUUCAUUUAUAUUUUUUAGAUUGAUCAAAUAUUAUAAUUUAAAUGUGAUCAAUUCUAAUUUUCAAAUAUAUUGUCAUUAUUAGAAUCAUCUGUUAUUCAUUUAAUUACGUAAACUGGUAUGAAAAUGAUGUAAGAAAUUUAAGGAGGUUUGAAUCCUAAAUCUGCAUGGGAUUAUAAAUUAGGUUAUAUUUAUAAAUAUUAUAAAUAGGUACAUCACUUUGGGAAUCAGCCAAUUAUUUUAUAGAGUACUAUAAAUUUGUUUGUUUUUAAAAAACUAUUUUAUAAGUCACUCAUUUAUAAACUUAAGUUGUAUUAACAAAUUUAUUAAAUCUAUUUGGUAUUACAAUACUUUUACAAAAUCCAUUAACACUCUUAGAAAAUGAUGUUGUUACUUAACAAACUAUUAAACAAAUGAAAGACUAAUAUGAAAAUUUAUUAACUUUAAUCAAACCUGAAGUAAAACAUAUAUAUAUAUUAUUUUAGGCACUUGUAUUAAUAGAGUCUUUUUGUUUAGCUGAUGGAGGUCUUAGAACCACUAUUGGAAGAGCUGAUGGAAAACCAUAUGAAUAUACUUAUGAUUGGGCUCUUAAUGAAAAUUCUAUUAAUUAAAUGGAGUUAACUAGUGUUGUAAACCAAUUAAAGAAUUGCAGACCAAAAUUAUGAUUUAACAUAACAAAAUAAAUAAAUUAAAAAAAUC